Notolabrus celidotus (New Zealand spotty) is the source of this 2806-nucleotide messenger RNA. It is a transcript of the gene tecra, whose product is annotated as trans-2,3-enoyl-CoA reductase a. Gene Ontology annotation, biological process: very long-chain fatty acid biosynthetic process. Gene Ontology annotation, molecular function: oxidoreductase activity, acting on the CH-CH group of donors. The transcript is spliced from 13 exons. NCBI's taxonomy places the organism in Eukaryota, Metazoa, Chordata, Actinopteri, Labriformes, Labridae. Bases 628 to 1656 code for a protein of 342 amino acids. The record is from RefSeq and is a predicted model, not a curated record.
ACAUGGACAACAACCAUGCAGUGUAGUGUCUAUAGAGGGCUGUAUACUACAUAAGGUGGGUGCAUUGUUUGUAUACUGUAAAAUGUUUGCAACAAUGUAAUGCAUUACAGGGACAAAUCCAGACUUUUUAAUGGGGUGGCCCAUGUAAGACACUUACUUUGCUUUUUAACUGAAAAAUAGUUACACAGCAGAGUGUCAACAGUAAAAUCUUCUCAAUUUCUUUGGAAUUUUGGGGUUGCACCUGGAGUGGCCAACCAGACCUCAAGGGGGCCCAUAGCCACCCCUCUGGAUCCACCCCUAAAGGCAGGGGUGGCCAAGGCCCGUAUCCAGGAACCAAGAUUGGGUAAUUGAUAACGACUACUUACAGGGGUCACAUGCUGUGCGUUUUGCUGCAUGAAGGGGGGCUGUGGAUCAUGAAGAGGCUUCUAUUCAGUUCUCUUCUCCUGGAGGUGGAAGGCUAUUCAGAGAGUCCCAAAGACACCGAAGACGACACGCUUGAGUUGGACUGACAGUUGCGCAGAGGGUGAGCAGGGGGUUGCUUUCCAUACCAGCAGAGGACAGACAACGUCACUGGACAUAUCACAGAUUAUUUCACCGGGGUACUGAGGUUUGGGAUCAAACACCGCCAUGGAUGUACUCGCCCUAGAGGCAAAGAGUGUAAAUGGAGCAGAGUCUGAGAAGAAGUCUGCACCAAGGCCAAAGCCAAAAGCUCCUAAAAAGGCCAAAAGGAUUGUUUACUUUGAGGUGGAGAUUGUGGACUUAAAGACUAAGGAGAAACUGCUGCUAUUGGACAAGGUGGAGCCAACUGCCACUGUUUUGGAUAUUAAAGCUUUGUUUCAAAAAUCAUAUCCAAAGUGGUAUCCAGCCAGACAAUCCCUGCGUUUGGAUCCAAAGGCCAAGUGUCUCAGGGAUGAGGAUGUACUGCAGACGCUUCCUGUUGGAACCACAGCCCAUUUUUACUUCAGUGACCUCGGACCCCAGCUCACGUGGGGCACAGUGUUCCUGUCAGAGUGUGUUGGCCCACUGAUCAUCUACUUAAUGUUCUACUUCCGCCUUCCUUUCAUUUACUCUCCAAAGUAUGACUUCACCAGCAGCAAGCACUGGGUUGUUCACUUGGCCUGCAUGUGUCACUCCUUCCACUACAUCAAAAGGAUUCUGGAGACACUGUUUAUUCAUCGUAUCUCCCACGGGACCAUGCCUCUCAGAAACAUAUUUAAGAACUGUGGCUAUUACUGGUGCUCUGCAGCAUGGAUGGCAUACUACAUCAACCACCCACUCUACACCACACCCUAUUACGGACAGCAGCAGGUGAACUCAGGGCUUUAUGUUUUCUUGUUCUGUCAACUGGGGAAUUUGUCCAUCCAUAUUGCUCUCCGUAACCUCAAACUACUAAGUUCAAAAUCCAAGAAGAUUCCCUAUCCGACGAAAAAUCCCUUCACUUGGAUUUUUUGGCUGGUUUCUUGUCCAAACUACACAUAUGAGCUGGGGUCCUGGAUCGGCUUCACAGUGAUGACCCAGUGUGUGCCUGUGGCUUUCUUCACUCUGGUGGCCUUCAUCCAGAUGACUGUGUGGGCCAAAGGCAAACACCGCAGCUACUUGAAGGAGUUCAGGGAUUAUCCAACUCUCCGCUCCUCCAUCCUCCCCUUCAUCCUGUAGAGCCUAGCACAGAAAAUAAUGGUUGAUACACACGUCCAUCCUCAUUGCUGACCUGGUCCCUUUUUUCAAGGGGCUCUCCAUCCACUGGAGGUCAGAAAGUGUGUGCUGAGGUUUACUGCACAGAUGGAUUUUAGUCGUUUGGACUCUGUGUAACAUUUUCUCAAGUCACUCCGUAACGAGGAGUGGUGGUUACUCUGAGAGUCUGGUGAAUGCAGGACUGCUACAGGGAAAAAGCUUUCAGAGUUUAAUGCAACAAAGUCUUAAUUUUAUGUUGUGUGAUUUCAAGAAGCAAGAGGAUGAAAAGUUAUUUUGGUACUUUGGUAACUAGUUUGAGUAAGAGUGUUUAGUUUUUAAAGUGUCCCAUUAUUCUCAAAGCUUUGGCACACUACUGACAUGGUUCCCAUAGAGAUCAGAAACCUGGAGGUCCGUCUUUACUGUCCAACUAGUGUGCAGCCUGGAGCUGACAUCUUUGCAGCCUCCUGUAAUACUCCAUUAUUCUGACUGAUUCAAGUGACCUUACUUUCAAGUGAUGUCUGGGUUAGAAAUUGUAUGCAGAUUCCAAGCUUUAACACCUUUCCUUUCUGUCCAUGCAUGGAUCAAGUGUAUUUGUGGUACAGGUGUAGGAGAAAUAAAGUAGAGAGGAACACAGCUGAUAGAUUCAUAGGACAAAUAUAAUCACAACAUAUUUGUAUAGUUCAAGAAGUUAUCUAAAAGACCAAGUUUCAGUCAUCACAUCAUUGUGAGUGUAUUGUGUAUCUGGUGUUAAGUUUUGGGGGCAUUGCCAGUGUUAUGCAGUUGCUUCCCACUCUAUUUUUUUUGUAAUAAUCUGAAAAACUGUGCAGACACAAACAGAAACUGAUGGUGCUUCUAAAAUUGUUUAAGAAAUUAUUCUCUAAACCGUGCAUAGACUGAUCAUUUAGUUUUAAUGAGGGACUUUGAUUUUGUUUUUUUAAACACUUUAUAUUUAAACUGAAUAAUCUGUUGUGUUUUUGUUUGGAGUGUGGAGAAGGAUUUUAAAAAAAAAUAAACCAGACAUUUUUACAAUAUUUGAUCAUGCCGUCACUCAGAGAUGAUCCUGACCCUGUGAAACUGAUUGUUGUAUGCACAUAACUGAUAUGACUGUGAGUUGAAUAAAUGAUCACAAAGAGAA